AGUCAAAAAGUAUUAAACUUUUUAGCAAACAACAAUAAUAAAAAAGUGUUUUAAAAUGAAAUCCUUUAUCAUUUUUGCUGCCCUACUUGCCCUGGCUUUGGCUAGACCAGAUGUUGAAAUCCUUAAAUCCUCUUCCGAUGUUGGACCUGAAAGUUAUUCCUUCGAUGUUGAGACUAGUGAUGGUACUUCCCGUCACGAAGAUGGUCAAGUUAAGGAUGCUGGUACCGAACAUGCCGCCAUUGUAGUCCAUGGCAGUUUCUCUUACAAGGAUGAGCAUGAUGGCAAAGUAUACACCGUCAACUAUGUAGCCGAUGAAAAUGGUUUCCAACCUUCCGGUGAACAUUUACCUCCUUUGCCUAAAAACCAUUAAAUUGUUUGAUCAACUUCAAUAAAAAUGUCUUGAGUUCUCCUUAUAGCUGUUUAAACGAAAUAUUCGUUGCUUUGACGUAAAUGUAUAUGUGUGUAUGUAUGUAAUAAAAUUGUGAUUUUAAUAAAUAUACUAAUUUGCAUAACGAUAAA
Messenger RNA from Lucilia cuprina (Australian sheep blowfly), 519 nucleotides. RefSeq names its product larval cuticle protein 65Ab1-like. Gene Ontology annotation, molecular function: structural constituent of chitin-based larval cuticle. The record is from RefSeq and is a predicted model, not a curated record. Lineage: Eukaryota; Metazoa; Arthropoda; Insecta; Diptera; Calliphoridae. The transcript has 2 exons. Gene Ontology annotation, cellular component: chitin-based extracellular matrix. Bases 56 to 370 code for a protein of 104 amino acids.